AUGCCUCGCGACGGCGAUGAUAACGAUCAUUGUCUCAACGGAGUCACCCCACCUCCAUUUUCAUGCGACCCUUCAGCACCAACACCGCUAUAUCCCUUCUGUUUUUUUCCCCGAUAUCAAGGAACAACUAGGGCUUUUAUGCUCCCGACCUCACAAGGGCGGACCGAAGAACUAGGGCUAUCAACGUCUUCAGGAAGAACAAGGAUAUCCGCUCAUCCUCCUUCCCAUUCGACUAAUUCUUCGUCAUCUCUUUUUGAAUACAUGUCUCCCAAAUCAAAUCAGGAAGUUGAGGACCUCGAGUUUGUGUUGAAUAUAAAGUUUGGAUUUUUUCAUACAGAUGGGAUGCAGGUCAAACAAUUGGAGGCUCAGGUGAGAUUAAGAUGUGGAUCAAAAGUUGAUGUUGUUAAUAUAGAUGAACCUAGCCAUUGCAAAUACUCUGCAUUAUUAACUACUUCAACCCUUUGUCAAGAAAGAAGACUCAAGGAACUACAAGAUAAAUUAGAAGCAGUGAAAAUGGAACAACCACAAGUGAGGUUGAAUGAUUCAGUUAUAAAGGAGUGUGUUGUAGAGAUGCCAGAUGAAUUUAACAUAACAUGGCUUCAUAGAGGGGAUCCCAUACAUAAUGUUAGUGACUUAUCAAUUGAAGCAAGUAGGAACUUAGGUUUAUUGCUUGAUCAACUAAGGUAUCAAUUUGUGAAGUCACUCAACAAUAUGGUGGUUAUUGUUCUAAUCAAGAGGUAG
Lactuca saligna is the source of this 741-nucleotide messenger RNA. The record is from the annotation of a GenBank genome assembly. NCBI's taxonomy places the organism in Eukaryota, Viridiplantae, Streptophyta, Magnoliopsida, Asterales, Asteraceae.